UUCAGAUAUUUUUAUGAUAAAAAUUGGAGUGGAGUUGCAACCAUAGUGAAAUUGAUGAUACAAGAGCUCCUGCUCUUCCCAUACAGCAGAUAAGCCACGCAAAAUUACACUAACCACCCAAAAUUUUGCCACCCACAGAUAGGCCACUACUGGGUUUUUGUGGACAACUUCAUCAAUUCAAAUUCACCUGCCAGUUCUCCGAUUUUGUGGGUUGAUCAUAGCCGGAAAACCUUCGCCGCCUUAGAGCUCUGAGGAGUUUGGUCUCAACUGAAAAGGUUUUCUGCAAUCACGGGUACUUCAUAAAUCAGAGCUUUCAAGGUGUUUUUUUUUUUUUUUUCUUCCCCUUUUGGUUCAUCAACAUCAUAGAAGGAGCUUUGAGCUUUAUCUCUGAACUUGAAUGAACUCUUUCCCGGCAACCAUUGGUAGUUUCAGAAAUUAGCAUUUCCAAAGGGUUUCUUGUUCCCCUUUCGUUUCUGGGUUUCAUAGAGGAUGCUUCUGAGCCCAAACUCCGGGCGUAAUCGAAGAGUUUUCACUGCCUUUAAUGGCCUGUUCAUAAACUAGAAUCUUUCAGGUGUUCUACAAAAUUUUUCUGAUCAGGGUGUAUAUGAAAAGUUAUCUGGUGAUCAGAGGCUGUUUUCUUAAUUAAGAACUCCACGGCAGCUCCUUUUUUUCAACACAAUAUGGAAAUGAGUUUGACGCGUUUGCAACCGAGUCACAAUCCGGUCAAAAAGCUAAAAUCAAUCCCUCUUCCCGAUAAACCGUGCGAGAUCUUCGCGAUUCUCGCGAGAAUUUUCAUCCUCUUCUGCCUCGUCUCCUCAAUCUCGCUCAUCUUCUACACCACUUUCUUUCCCCAAACCCACUCGCUACAUUUCCCCGCUCCAAAACGGACCGCACCAGAACCCAAGCCUGAACACGAAUUCGGACCCACUAACAUUUCCCAUAUCCUCUUCGGCAUUGGCGGAUCAGCCGCGACAUGGAACGAUCGCAGCCGAUAUAGCUCUCUCUGGUGGGAUGCCAAAAAAACCCGAGGUUUCGUCUGGCUGGACGAAAUUCCUGGUGACAAAAACAACAGCUUCAGAAUAUCGGCACCGCCGUAUCGGCUUUCGUCUCCGGAAUGGACUCGGUUCAAAUUCUCGAGCUCAAGAUCGGCGGUGAGAAUCGCAAGGAUUAUAAGCGAUAGCUUUAAAUUGAAUUUGCCUGACGUGAGGUGGUUCGUGAUGGGAGACGAUGAUACGGUGUAUUUCACAGACAACUUAGUUUCGGUGUUAGCGAAAUAUGAUCACCAUCAGAUGUGGUACAUUGGAGGGAAUUCUGAGAGCGUGGAGCAGGAUGUGAUGCACACAUAUGGUAUGGCAUUUGGUGGUGGAGGAUUCGCCAUCAGCUAUCCGUUGGCGGAGAAAUUGGUUAAAAUACUGGACGGUUGUCUCGAUCGGUACUAUUAUUUCUACGGCUCUGAUCAGAGGAUAUGGGCGUGUAUCAGUGAGAUCGGUGUGCCGCUUACAAGAGAACAAGGAUUCCACCAGUUCGAUAUUAGAGGGAGUGCAUAUGGUCUUCUGGCAGCACACCCAAUAGCCCCAUUGGUAUCCCUCCACCACCUUGAUUAUGUGGAUUCAUUGUUCCCAUACAAGAACCAAAUGGACUCCCUCAAGUCUCUUAAUCGUGCAUACCAGUUAGACCCACCCCGUAUCCUUCAACAAACCUUCUGCCAUGACAAGAAUCGCAAAUGGUCAGUAUCAAUAGCAUGGGGCUUCACUGUUCAGCUUUACCCCUUGCUACUGCCAGCCAAGGACCUGCAAACUCCAUUGCUGACAUUCAAAACAUGGAGGAGUUGGAGUGCUGGACCAUUCACAUUCAAUACCCAACCCAUGAAGUCCAACCCAUGUGAACUUCCUGUUGUUUUUAUGCUGGAGCAGGCUGAGGAAGUGGGCCAGAGUGGGUCCCUGACUAGGUACAAGAGGCUUGAGCCUUGGCCAGGGAAGAAGUGUAACAGAACAGAUUAUGCAGAAGCAAUGUCAUUGCAGAGAAUUGUUGUAUCAGCACUGAAAUUAGACCCGGAAUUCUGGACUAAGAAUCACGAGAGGCGAAGACAGUGCUGUGAUCUUAGAGGCAUAAAGAAAAGCAAUAUGCAGAUUAGGAUUAGAAAAUGCAGGCCUUGGGAAACUACUACUACUGAGAGGUAAUGUACUUAAUUAAUGGGCUGCUUAAAAUAAAAAAUAAAAGCCUAAGAGUGACAGUACCUCCAUAGUACAACAUAUAGUGGUAAAGUGCAAGAUUUCCACGCCAACAAAGAGAACAAUGAUUUAUAGAGCACCUAUAUUCGUAAAAGUGGUGGUCCACUAAAACCAAUUUUGCAGUGGAAAUGUGCCUAAGGUUUUAGUGUGGAUGGCUGUAGUUGAAUCACCCUAGAUGAGGCAGAAAAGGGUAAAUUCAAGCUUUACAGCACUUUAAAACAUAAUUGAAUAUAUCAACCAUCCAAAAUCGUAUUGACAGUUAGGAAAAUGGGAUAUUGAAAAGGUGAAGAAAGGGCAUUUAAUUGAUUUGUAAUGAUAAAUAGCUGAAUUAGCCCCAUUAAAUGAGGUGAAAUUUGAAAUUAUGAGUACUGUGACUCUGUCAGAGUUUGCUAGGUGCGCCACUAUACAAUUUUGAGGGUUGUUCAACUCAGUGGACCAUUUUACUCGUUGAAUCUUUAUUGGAAGAUAGAAACGCCAUAGUGCUUGUAGUUGGGUUGUGUGAUUCAAUCCUUCUCUAGGUAAAGCGGCUCUUUUUUGGUGGAUUCAUCUUUGGAUUCCACUUGUGAUUGGUCCAACUGUUACAAUCCCCCUAAAUAGCACCUAUUCUUCUAAUUGCUCGUUUAUUUCUACGAUAGUUUUUUGGAAUUAGAAUCCUUUUCUUUGUUAGGAUCCCAUAUCACUACGGUACAGUGAGAGUUUAACAAGUUUUUAGACAUUCUCCCCUUACAAGUUGAUUUUCAAGGGUGUGUUUUACUUAGAUAAUUUAUCCCUCACGUGACUCAAUUUUAGUGGUUCAUGAUGUUCAACCGUGCAUAUCACUCUUCUAUGUCUAAUUAUGUCCACAAAGUAUAAGUCUUUAUGUAUAUGCUCUGGGACAUCAGAGUUUUAUAUCAGAGUUUUGAUAGUAGUUAGAUAUUUGGUAAGGUUAGAUGAGGACAAUGUUCUUUCUCGUGGAGUCAUUAUUCUCUCCAAGAAGAUGCACUUGAUGGGGUGUAUAGCACAUCCGCCUAUAAAGAGCUCAGGAUCCAUGUUACUUCCCGAUGUAGGAUAAGUGUCUCAUCUUGUGACACUCUCCCCCCACCUAAUUCCGACAACGCUCUCAUUGCCGCCAGCCACCCUACCUAUCUUAAUCUGUUGAGGUAUUUGGCGUGAGUUGGGAUCCAUGUUACUUCCUGAUGUAGGACAAGUGUCUCAUCUUGUAAUACUCUCCCCCUACCUGAUUCCGACAACGCUCUCGUUGCCACUAGCCACCCUACCUAUCCCAAUUUGUUGAGGUAUUUGGCGUGAGUUGGAAGAGGCCUAAUCAGCUCUGAUACCACUAUUAUCACGAGUUAUUACCCUCUCCCCAAAAGAUACACCUAAUAGGGUGUGCAGCACACCAGCUUAUAAGGAGUCCAGAACCCGUUCCUUUCUAAUGUGGUACAAGUGCCUCCUCUUUGUGACACCUCUUACUGUAGAUUUUGAAAUCGAGUGUUUUGGUCAAAUAUCUUACUCUUAUUGUCCAAUUGGUGAUUCUAACUUCUCAAGUCGCUUUCCGUGAAGAAUCUUCAUGGUAUACCUCAAGAGUUAAAUUGACAAUCAAGUCUAUUUUCUA
This is a messenger RNA of Hevea brasiliensis (rubber tree), 3825 nucleotides long. RefSeq lists its product as uncharacterized. The record is from RefSeq and is a predicted model, not a curated record. Gene Ontology annotation, molecular function: acetylglucosaminyltransferase activity. Bases 681 to 2180 code for a protein of 499 amino acids. Lineage: Eukaryota; Viridiplantae; Streptophyta; Magnoliopsida; Malpighiales; Euphorbiaceae. The transcript has 4 exons.